AGCUCUAAGCACAGUAGUUAUAUAGAUGUUACUAAGAGAAAUGCGUAAGCUUCCUUGACAGAAACACAGCUGUAAAACAUAUUUGUACUUUAAAAAAUAAAAAAUAAACCUUAAUUGCUUAGUUAGUCUGGGACGUUUUGAACGUUGAAGCUUAACAAAGAUACACGUAACCUACCAACUGCAAGUAAUAAAAGAAAAAGGGGGUGUAACGGCCAGCCUAUAGACUGCCAUACCCGGGUCAAGCUGCCUGCAAGACAGCUCAGCCAGGCUAUGUACCGUAAAAAACCCGUGGUCAAGAUCAAAACAGAGACGAUCGUGAAGAGGUAGACUAAUAGGGGAGAUUCGUGUUGACCACGAGUGAAGAAAUAAAUCCACAGAGAACCCCCAUUCUUUGUUUCCUGACAGCUGUCUUAUUAUGUGAAGGAGGAAAGAAAGCUGGUGAUGCUUUUUGAAGAAGAUGUGGUAAUGUGCGGCAAAGGCGUGAUGUGCCAGUGGGAGGCGGUCGGCAAGAGACCCGACAUCAGCCAAGAAGGUUCGAAACUCGAGGAUGCCUCAAGGAGAGGGGGCAGAGGUGGUAAGCACCGAUGGCACAAGCGUGGGAGGAAGGUGGGCAGGGCACCCUGGCAGCAGCAGACUCCUUACAACAAGCACGAUCGCCCAAGUUUACGUCCUUUUGGGAGAGAGACUCUGCGCCCUGUCAACGCGCAAGGGAACCGGGCGCCAGGUAUGAGAGCCCCACGAAACACGAACCAGUUUCUGAUGCACGAGAAGUACCAGCUGCUGCACAUGCGUUCAGACUCAGUUGGCACAGACAGCGGGUCGGACUGUGAGGUGGACUUCACAGACAUGGACUCCUACCUUGGCGUGCUCGAGAACGCCAGGGGGGCGCUGUUGGACAGCCCCGAUCUGCCCCUACCAUCCUCGGUGACGUUUUGCCCGAGGCAGCGUCCAAAGCGACAGGAAGUCAAUUUCUUUAGCUUUGGUGACAUGAUUGAUCAGGAAGAGAGCAUGCAGUAUUUUCCAUCCGAAGACGACGUGUUGCAAAGUGAAGAUUUCAUGCAAAAGGACUUUAUUGAAUUCUGUAACACAAUAGCUUAAGUACACCGCGUGUAAAACACAAAAGGACCUCGUUGCAUUUUGUUUCUGUUUUGUACAAAGACCAAAAGGUAUUUAUUUUGUAACUGUAACCAAACUGUGGUAUGGGGGGUGGAGUUAAAGAGUUACAACGAUACAGGGGUGCAGUUGUGUGUUCGAUGUUGUGUUGGAAGUUUGACGUGUUUCCAUUAAGCCUUUCUUGGUGUUUUAAAUGGGGAGGGGUUAGGCGAGAAGGAGUGAAUCCAAGCAGCCAAUUACUCUGAAUAUAAAAUGAUUGACUGGUACUGUGUGUUGGUAUUUUUGUUCCACCCCCUUUACCGAUAUGUUGUGUUUUUUUGUUUUGUUUUUGUUUUUGGUUUUUUUGACAUGGUUAUAACUGCUUCAACUUU
Polyodon spathula (Mississippi paddlefish) is the source of this 1484-nucleotide messenger RNA. RefSeq lists its product as uncharacterized. NCBI's taxonomy places the organism in Eukaryota, Metazoa, Chordata, Actinopteri, Acipenseriformes, Polyodontidae. The record is from RefSeq and is a predicted model, not a curated record. The coding region runs from base 442 to 1098 and encodes 218 amino acids. The transcript has a single exon.